This is a messenger RNA of Manduca sexta (tobacco hornworm), 3810 nucleotides long. RefSeq names its product pyrimidodiazepine synthase (gene GSTo3). NCBI's taxonomy places the organism in Eukaryota, Metazoa, Arthropoda, Insecta, Lepidoptera, Sphingidae. The coding region runs from base 177 to 899 and encodes 240 amino acids. Gene Ontology annotation, molecular function: glutathione transferase activity; glutathione dehydrogenase (ascorbate) activity. Gene Ontology annotation, cellular component: cytoplasm. The transcript has 6 exons. The record is from RefSeq and is a predicted model, not a curated record. Gene Ontology annotation, biological process: glutathione metabolic process.
GUUUUGAUAUACCGAAACCGGCUGGGUUAUAGAUAAUCGGGUCAGAAUGAUGUCAUAGCACUAACUAUAAUUUUAAAAGUGACGUAGCUAUUUCCACAUUAGUGGCGGAGUGUUGAGCACGGAACGCGGGUUUACAGUGUUAUUAUUGUAAUUACAAAAUAACCUGUGAUUUGAAAAUGUCUUAUUACCAAGAAAGAAUAGCCGGAGCUAUUCCACCACCAGCUCUCAAUGACAAACUGAGGCUAUACCAUGUUGAAAUGAACCCCUACGGUCACAGGGUCCUAUUGAUCCUAGAAGCCAAAAAAGCAAAGUACGAAGUAUACAAACUAGAUCCAUUGAGGUUGCCCGAGUGGUUCAAAUCGAAAAAUCCUAGAUUAAAGAUACCAGUAUUAGAAAUACCAACAGACCACGGAGACCGUUAUCUAUUUGAAAGCGUGGUAAUAUGUGACUAUUUGGACGAAAAGUACCCUAGAAACCCACUUCAUUCAAAAGAUCCGUAUGUAAAGGCGCAAGAUAGACUUUUAAUCGAAAGAUUUAAUGAGUUAAUAAAAGGCAGCCUGGAAUGCUUCGACACUAAUUUUGCAUUCGGCAGCGAGCAGAUUAUGCAAACUUUGGACAUUUUCGAAAAAGAACUAGCGACAAGGGAAACUACUUACUUCGGUGGCAGCAGACCUGGGAUGCUGGAUUAUAUGAUCUGGCCGUGGGUAGAAAGGCUUUAUCUAUUAAGAUGUGUCAACGAGAGGAAAUUUGACGAAAAACGGAAUCUCUUCCCUAACUUCGCGAACUGGGGUGACUACAUGCAGCUAGAUGACGUUGUGAAGAAACAUUCAAAUUCACCGCGUGAUUAUUUUGAGUACUACAAAAACGCACGGGCCCAUUCAAUGGGUUAUUAUUUAUAGAGUAAAAAAUAUGUUUAAUGUGUAAUCACAAAAACGCCUCUGCCAGGGACGCUAAUGUUUGAUAACAAAAAUAUUUUUUAAAUUAAUAUCAACCGUUAUACCGUCUGACCAAUGCUUGCUAUCGCAGUUUCCAAGCACACGUUAUGUCAGUUUUCAUACGCACGAAUCCAUUUUGUUAACAUCCUCCAGAAUAAGAUUCUUACUUCAGGUAUAGCUAUGAUUUUAAAAACUUGAAUAGAUUAAGAGAUAAUUUCAGUUUUUAUCAGAUAACGGCAUAGUGCAAUAUGUUAUUAUUGCAUCUGGAACUACAUCUACGAAUAAAAUAUAUUAUGGUGAACAAAAAAGCGUUAGUUGGUCGUUGAUAAACAAUAAUAUAUGUAAGAAAAAAACAUCUCAAUCGUUAUAGACCUGUUUUGGUAUAUUAUUUAUUCAGCACACAAUUCCGAUUGUGAGUGACACAUGUCUUGGCAGGGGCUCGUCGAUCUUUGUAAUAAUGACGCAAUUUAUUACUUUUUAGAGAUCAGAAAAUGUAAUUAAAAUGAUAACAAUAAUGUAUUAUAAACAUAAUGUAGUUCAUCUUUGUAGCUAUACCAAUAUAAUAUAUUUUUGAAUAACACCGGUCAAUGGUCCUUAAUGUUGUUAUUAACGUAAAAAGUAGGCAUACCUACAUUAUUACAUUGUGUCAUUAUUAAAAAGUAAAAAAUGUGAAUUUGUUUGGAAUAAAAGAUAAAAAGGGAAAUUUGGAAUCUGAUAGAGACCCAGGUCAAAUACUUAGCAUUUAAAAAUUUAGGGAUUAUUUUCGGGCAUAACCAGCCUUUGGAGCAUUGUAGGUAUAUUAUUAUUAUCACAAUUUAGUCAUAAUAACGGACACAUUGGCUGUGUACCAACCGGUUACGACAAGAAAUAAAGUUCAGAAAAAUCUCAGGGUAGAAGAUUAUGAACUCGUAAAAUAUUGCUUCGCAGUUUUAUGGUGCAAAUGUCUAUUAUGUGCUAUAAGAUUUUUUCGGGAUCUUUUCUUCGGUACGAAGUUAAUGAUAUUUUCUAAGUCAUUUCAUGAUAGGCGAUAUUAAUAUAUCGGAAAGGCGUUUGAAUAAACUAAAUAUAGUUUUUCUUUAGGUUUUGGUUUGAAAGAUUUUAACCGAAAUUUCUAAACUUAAAUGUACUGUUGGGAAGGAUAAUAAGUUAAGAGGUGGAAAGCACGUCAUUCAGAGAUGUUGGUGUGCUUUGUAAUAUUGAAUGCCUGCAUAAGUUACAUACCUACAUAAUAUAUUAAGUAUAUUAUUAUGUAGGUUUAAGUAUUUUUGGAAAAAUAAACGCAAUUAUCAUUAAACGUGUUAAAUAAGUGUUGUAAGUAUUGUAUUAAAAUAUACACUCGCAACUUGCAACUCGCACAAAACUCUGUAAGAUGGGUAGAAUAGUGAUUAUCCGGAGUUGCUACAGAAGGUAUUUAGUAUUGACUUGUUUUGUAUUCUGAGUAUUUUCUACUUUGUUUACGCAAUUAUUAUUGACACUUAACGACUCAUAAUAAAGUUAAUUACUUACUUUUAGCAAUUUGUAAAAGGUAACGGCUAUAGGCCGUCACAUAAGCUAAAGCAACUAAUUAAAAUAAUAAUGAUUAACAGUAUUUGACCUUCUUUAGUCUCUCUAGUGUUGAAUAUUUUCCAUAGCAUAUGCAAAAUUACGACUAUUAUUAUUAUUAUACAUGCACAAAGAGAAUAAAGCUGUUCUCUCGAUAGUGGGUUCACUAUAUCUAUGGAUACAUAUUGAGGUAAGAUAUAAUAUUGUAACCAGGUAUUAAUAGCGAAACAGUUACACGUAAACAAUAUUAUUUUUGGCUUUACCAAAUUUUACCAUUUACAAAGAGUUUUAAAUGUAUACACUUAUAUACCCUGGGACCUGUUACAACGAGUACAGGCACAAACUCUGUGGGGGUUUUGAGAGCUGUAAAUUAUACACGAAAAUGUGCACUUAAAUAUAAGGUUGUAUAAUUUAGUUUUAUAAGUGCAUCGAACAAUUUAUCGUUUUCUUUUUGGAAUUUCCUAAUCGAAUAUCAAUUUUAAGAUAAGGGAAUAUGAAGUAAUCUCUUAGGAUUUAUGUCAUUGCGUUUACAUAUAAUUAUAAAUUAUAUUGAUAAGCCUUUUUUAGCUUAUGAAAAUGUUAACUGCGGACUAUAAAUUGUUUAUUAAAGUGGCUUCUAGUCUCAAGCAUCUAACUGGUAACUCAUAUGACACUACUUUAGUAGAUAAAAGUUAAAUUUUGAGAAACAAAAUAAUCUAAAUAAAACAACAGAAAGACUUUUCCGACUUUCCAGAAGCUAAUUCAGUUUAUGUACCUUGUAACUAUUUAUACAAAAAUGUUUAUUUGAAAUAUUAAUACACGCACAGUUUCAUUUUAUACUUAUAUAUUUUUAUUUUAUAGUUUUAGUUAUAUUCAGCGGGUAUUACGGUGUCUGGCUAUAUUCCCUUUAUAGACGCAUCAAUUAACACAGGAAAUUCAUAACCCUCCUGAUACCGUCGCGUCGGGUAAUUUGAUUUAUGGCAUAUUUAUUCGAAAACGCAAACGCUGUAAUUAUUGUUUUCGAACCUAACUCAAAAGUUUGGCAUUUUAGAAGCAUUUUUUAUUUGAAAUAUAUAUAGUAUCUUGUACUUAAAAUUAUUUUUAUAUGUAAGUUGUUUAUAAAAAAUAUUUGUGAGGGGAUUCAAAUUUGACGGUAUCACAUACCUACCUCUUUUAUUAUUAAUUAUUCGUAAUUGCAAGUAGGUACUAUUUAUUUUUUGUGUAUGACACAGUAUAAGGUAUGUGAUUCCUCUAUUUCCAUGUCCUCUAUGUGAACAUUUUUGUCUAAACAUAAAAAUAUGUGUAAAACGUAUGAAUACGUACUCUAAAUUUAUAAUAAAUAUGUUUUCGCAUA